Messenger RNA from Selaginella moellendorffii, 516 nucleotides. RefSeq lists its product as uncharacterized. NCBI's taxonomy places the organism in Eukaryota, Viridiplantae, Streptophyta, Lycopodiopsida, Selaginellales, Selaginellaceae. Bases 1 to 516 code for a protein of 171 amino acids. The record is from RefSeq and is a predicted model, not a curated record. The transcript has a single exon.
AUGGCCUUCGUCCAGCUUGGCUUCGAGUAUAUGAGCCCCGACACACCCAAGAAGGAGAUUGACACCAUCCACUUCACAGUGGACGACAUGCCUGGGGUGGCCUACGCCAUUGGUGUGGAGAUCCAUCUCAGCGCACAGUUUGUUGCUACUUUCACUGGAGACUUGGUUUUUGAGCUCCGAGGCGUCUUGUACCACGAGAUGACUCACAUUUGGCAGUGGUUCGGCAAGGACGGGAGCCGGGCGCCACAGGGACUGAUCGAGGGGAUUGCCGACUUUAUGAGGCUCAAGGCUAAGCUAGGUGUGUCGACCAAUGGGUUUGUGGGGUCGGGGAGCCACUGGGACGAGGGGUAUACCGUGACUGCAUUGUUUCUAAACUAUGUCAACGAUCUCCAUCCCAGCUUUGUGGCAGAGCUUAACAAGAAGCUCUAUGACGGGUGGAGUGAAGGCUACUUCCAGGAUCUGACUGGAAAGAGUGUGGAUCAGUUGUGGAGCGAUUACAAACAGAAAUUUCAAUGA